Saccharomyces cerevisiae S288C is the source of this 1479-nucleotide messenger RNA. It is a transcript of the gene JHD1, whose product is annotated as [Histone H3]-lysine-36 demethylase. Gene Ontology annotation, molecular function: histone H3K36me/H3K36me2 demethylase activity. Gene Ontology annotation, cellular component: nucleus. The transcript has a single exon. NCBI's taxonomy places the organism in Eukaryota, Fungi, Ascomycota, Saccharomycetes, Saccharomycetales, Saccharomycetaceae. The record is from RefSeq and is marked reviewed. Bases 1 to 1479 code for a protein of 492 amino acids.
AUGCAAGAUCCCAAUAUUUGCCAGCAUUGCCAGUUGAAGGAUAAUCCAGGCGCAUUAAUUUGGGUGAAGUGUGAUAGUUGCCCGCAGUGGGUCCACGUGAAAUGCGUGCCUUUGAAACGCAUUCACUAUUCAAAUCUUACAAGUUCUGAAGUUCUGUCUUAUCCAAAUUCUGCGAAGCAAAUCAAGAGCUACCGUUGUCCUAAUCAUAAGGAAGGAGAAUAUCUUACCGCAUACGCUCUCAUCACACAAAAAGGAAAGCGGCAAAGGAAUAAAGAAAACCCUGAAGAUAGUCAUAUAAAUAAGCGGUAUAAUUUCAGAAAGAAGAAAUUACUUGACUAUAUCGCUUUGAAUGAGGGUGAAUCGAAAAGGGAUAAAAUGAAUCACCCUCAUAAGGAGAGUUUCAUGAAAUCUUUUGAAAAAUGGAAAAAUGGCUCAAAUAUUAUAAACGCCGCUGACUUUGCUGAAAAGUUUGAUAAUAUAGAUGUGCCGUACAAGAUCAUCGAUCCACUGAAUAGCGGAGUAUAUGUACCGAAUGUGGGCACAGACAAUGGAUGCCUCACAGUUAAUUAUAUCACCGAAAUGAUAGGCGAGGAUUAUCAUGUUGAUGUAAUGGACGUUCAAUCACAAAUGAAUGAAAAUUGGAACUUGGGAUCUUGGAAUGAAUAUUUUACAAAUACUGAACCAGACAGGAGGGAUCGAAUAAGGAAUGUUAUAUCAUUAGAAGUCUCUAAUAUUGAGGGAUUAGAACUAGAGAGGCCCACUGCAGUUAGGCAGAAUGAUCUUGUUGAUAAAAUUUGGAGUUUCAAUGGACAUUUAGAAAAAGUCAAUGGGGAGAAGGCGGAGGAGAAUGACCCCAAGCCAAAAGUGACCAAAUAUAUUUUGAUGUCUGUAAAGGAUGCUUAUACGGAUUUUCAUUUGGAUUUUGCCGGUACCUCUGUUUAUUAUAACGUUAUCUCAGGACAGAAGAAGUUUUUAUUAUUUCCACCUACCCAAUCAAACAUAGAUAAGUAUAUUGAGUGGUCUUUAAAAGAAGACCAAAAUAGUGUUUUCCUCGGUGAUAUUCUUGAGGAUGGUAUUGCGAUGGAAUUAGAUGCUGGUGAUUUGUUUAUGAUUCCAGCUGGAUAUAUUCAUGCAGUUUAUACACCAGUAGACUCUUUGGUAUUUGGAGGCAACUUUUUAACCAUCCGUGAUUUGGAGACACACCUUAAAAUUGUGGAAAUUGAAAAGUUAACAAAGGUUCCUAGAAGAUUUACCUUCCCGAAGUUUGAUCAAGUGAUGGGUAAAUUAUGCGAGUAUCUUGCGCUUGAUAAAAAUAAAAUCACUAGUGAUGUCAGUGAUGGGGAUUUGCUUUCCAGGACCACUAAUUGCGCAAUUCAAUCACUUCAUGCAUACGUUAUAAAACCUGAAGUUAAGUACAAGCCGUUAAAUUUCACUUCAAAGAAGCAUUUAGCGAAAGCUUUAGCCGAUCUUAUUUCGUAA